Molecule: messenger RNA, 1555 nt
Organism: Magnolia sinica
Lineage: Eukaryota; Viridiplantae; Streptophyta; Magnoliopsida; Magnoliales; Magnoliaceae
Exons: 10
Coding region: 489-1187 (232 amino acids)
Source: RefSeq, a predicted model, not a curated record
GUGUGGGACUUGGACGGUUGGGCCUAUCAUGCGAGGGCAAUGUCGGGCUCGGGCCCUGGAUGUGAAUAACAAGCCCGGCCCAAACCGGGGCAGUGCCACCCCUAACCAUGGUCUCUCCAGUAGGUUGAGCAAAAAGGGGCACGUGGGGAAGAAAGGGAGGUGCAGAGAAACGGGAAGACGAGGAAAUAGGCGGGUUUUCAGCAACCUUAUGAAUGGGAUGGGGAUGAUUGGGCGCCAGAGGAAGCUUCUCUCCUCUCCUCUCUUCUCCGACAACGGUGGCCGUCCCCCUCCUCCCACUCGGCUUCCAGAGGGUCCCUUUCCCUUUCUGGCGUUAACAUUCCAUUCUUCCAUCUAAUCACAGGUUGAUGAGGAUGAAGUUUAUUGGACGGGAAAGAGCAAACAUGGAGAACAGGCAUGGGCACAUAAUUUCACUCAUGUGAUAUCACAGUCGGCUCAAUGUUUUAGGUUCGGUGGUUGCAGCUAAUGCUAUGGUUGGAUCACGAUCAUGGAUUGGAGGACUCCUUUACCGGACUAAACGCCAUGGUGAUAAGAUACUUGAUUAUUCCUUGAGCCCUCUUCAGGAACAAAGAUUGCAAAGGCUUCAAGAACGAUUACAAGUACCUUUCGAUGAGACUCGCCCAGACCAUCAGGAAGCUCUUAAAGCCUUGUGGCAUGCAGCCUUUCCAGAUACCGAUCUUAGAGGCAUGAUCUCUGAUCAAUGGAAAGAUAUGGGGUGGCAAGGUCCAAAUCCAUCAACUGACUUUAGGGGCUGUGGGUACAUCUCACUUGAGAAUCUAUUAUUUUUUGCCAGGACUUAUCCGGCUUCUUUUCAAAGGUUAUUGUUCAAACUUGAAGGGAAGCGAGCCACGUGGGAAUACCCAUUUGCUGUUGCAGGCAUCAAUGUUUCAUUUAUGCUUAUUCAGAUGUUGGAUUUGUAUUCAGCAAAACCCAAAUCCUUGCCUGGAGUAAACUUCAUAAAAGUCUUAUCAGAAGAUGAAGCAGCAUUCGAUGUAUUAUACUGUAUAGCGUUUGAAAUGAUGGAUGCUCAGUGGCUUGCUAUGCGUGCUUCGUACAUGCAAUUUAAUGAGGUCUUACAAGUGACGCGGACCCAAUUGGAGAGGGAGCUAUCUUUAGAGGACAUCCAUCGAAUUCAAGAUCUUCCAGCUUACAAUCUCUUGUACCAGUAGCUUUGUUUAAAUUCAGCUGUAUAAUCCUACUCCAGCUCGAUAAGUAAAUCUUAAAUCUUCACCUUUUGCAUACUAGUUCUUGAGAUGAAGAUGAAACAGUUACUAAUACUCGAUGCAGGCUUAAUGGCUGGUGUGAGGAGAGCAUCAAAAGGUUGAAUUUCGCUGUUGAGUAGUGAAACUGGUAGAAAUUAUCAAGCUGCAAGAGGUCCAAAGUCAAAACUGUAUUGGAUAGCUUGCUUCUCACUGCCCUCUUGCUAACCUUUGGUUAGUGAUUAGGAUAUUAUGGCCUUUGCCUAUCCUUGGUGAGUCCAUAUCUAGCCUGUUAAAAUUUUCUGCACACAAGCAUUUGAAUUCCAGGGCAUUCAUCA